AUGUCAUAACAAUGCAUGAGUAAACAAACCAAAAACGCGUUGCUUGAAAAAUUCUGCUGGAAGUUUGCGAUUUUUUUACCAUUUUUCCUGGAAAUUACAAUAAAAUUAUCGUUUUUCAGUGCUUUACUUAUGGAAGGUGUGCUAAUUCACCGGAUCAAGGAGCGCUAACUUCAUACCGAUGGCGUCGAUCCAAGAGCGGCUGCAGCUCAAGCGUGUCCCCCUCGAUAAAUGGUCAACAAAGGAGAAAUUAUGCCUGGCAUCGGCUGUGGCCCACAGCGGGGACCAAAAUUGGAUGUCUGUAAGCCGAUCGCUCAAAGUGCUAUGCGGUGCCGAUCGGCCGGGAGAUUGGUUCUCGCAGAAAUCCUGCGCCGCACAGUACGGCAAGCUAUUGGAGAACGUUGAAACGCCAAAGCGAAAGAAGCGUACCGCUUCCGAGCGGGAUGGGGUGGCUGCAGUUGAAACCCCGGGAGAAUCCAUUUUGCGAAAGCUGACCCAGGAAAGGAUGAUCGAGUUGAAGAAGAUCAUACAGGAAGAAGCCCAGCAGUACACCAAAGUGAAGGAGGACAUAAUCCUGAUCCAGCGGGGAGUAACCGAUGAGAUGAAGCUCAGAGAAAUGUGGAAGCAGAUUCAGACGGAAAAAGCCCAGAAGGAAAAGGAACAGAUUCUGCACGCUCAAUGGUUAAAGGAACGGGAAGAGAAGAAACUGGAAAUGGAGCGUCAGUGGCGUCCGCUCUAUCCAGGAUCACCUAAAACUCCCGGUUCCGGUGUCAAAAUUAAAGAAGAAUUAGAUGAAGACAGUCAAAGCUCCACGAAAUCGGGCACUUCUCCGCUGUUGACUUCUUUGCUAAAAAGUCCCUCGGCAAAUCAAGCUCUUUCGACGCCAGGGAACAGCAAAUCAGCUGCAUCUCCUACAAUUACAAAUCUGCUAACAGGAAACUCCCCGGUGGCCAUAAACAUGUUGGCAAAAAAUUUGUUCCCAGCCACAGAAGGUGAAUCUAAACCAACUGUUGAGGUGGGCAGAAGUACUUCAGUACAGGAAGAAAGUCAAUUGACCGUUUCGGAAUCUAACGCCUAUCAAGUUGCUCCGAAUUUGACGAAGCUACUGGAUACAAAGCAAAAUGAUAAUCUCCCACCGAUUGCAUCCCUCACUCAAGAGCCGCAACAGGAAUCAAACAACACCGCAAGCCAAUCGGAAGACAUGGACACAGACGACAAUGUAGAUCCUGCCAAAGACCUCAUGGCCGUUUUCCAAGAGCUUAUGCCGGAGGAACUCGACGAAAUUCUCAACGAGAACAGUGGAAUGAUUCUGGAAGAUGAAAUUCUGGACAACGUAGUCGAUUCUAUUAUGGAAGAGGAGGAAGAAGAGGGGGGAUCUGUCAAAGGGAAAGAUUUAAAUGCCCUCGAGGCAGUGGCAAAUCUUGCUGGCAGUAGUCUGAAAGAUGGCGAAAAAGAUCGAGGAAAGGGGUCAAAAAACUUGGAAACAUCAGCUCCUGAAGUUGCGAAGGGAGCUUACUUAAAACCAGCAGCCGCGGCACCAUCCCCUCAGCGACACAACCCUUUCGAGGAGGAUGCCACUUCAGAAAAAGUGGAUGACGCAGUGUUGAAAAUGAAUGAAAAGUCUAGCGACGAUAAAGACGGCACUCAAGAACUCGAUUCUAAAGGACCCCAAUUAUUGUCGUCCAUCAAGGAUUCGACAGAAGAAGGAACAAAAUCAGCCAAUACAAAGGAACUGGAAAAUAUUCUUGCUUCUGAAGAAGAUAGCAGCAGCAGCUCUAAUCCUAUCAUUCCACCUAUUGACGAAAACAAAGAAUCAAUAGAAAAACAGGACGUGGUCGCUGGUCAGUCUGUAUCAGAGAUCGGCACCACUAUUAAAAUCGAACCUGAAGGAGUUUCCAGUGAAAAAGAGCUGGCAACGAAUGACCCUUCUUCAGUUGAUAUCAACCUAUCUGCCAUUAAAUCAGAGAUCAGCACCGAUAUCAAACGAGAAGAAGGAGUAAAGUCUGAAUCUAGCUUGGUCGAAAGUAGCGUAACCACUCAGAACGUAGACAACAAGUCACAUGCAGAACCAAAACCUCUAAGCAGUGAAGAAGAAGCUGCCCGGGCUAAGAAAGAAGCGCUAGAGAAACUAGCAGCGGAGUACGAUUUUAAAGACGACGAGGAACCGAUUGUUCCUCUGUCCAUUCAAAAAUUAAAAGAAGAAAAGCAUGUUCCCGAGGAGGACGUGUACAUGGAUGCACAAGAGCAACUCGACGAGGUGGAAAGCCCGAAAGAGCCUGAUCAGAAGAAGCACGAUGACACUGUAGUAACAGUCACCGAUACCGACGAUGAUUCAUUGAUUGAAAUGAAAAUUUCCAAAACUAAACGAGAUUAUUCGCGACGACGCACCGUGGAAGAUCUGUGCAAGCCCAAAGAAGACCCCCUGGCGACCCCAAAAAACGACGAAAAUGAGGGAAGAUCAUUAAGAAAGCUGCGCGAUCGUGAGCGCUCGGAAAGUCCAUUCGUUUGUUUGGAUGACGAUCUGAAUGACAAAAUGAAACGGAGUUAUUCAUCAACUCCUGUGAUGGAUUCGAUUCCCAGCUCACCGGCAUCAAGCGAAGAUCGAGAAUAUCGCGCAUGGAAAAAGGCCAUUCUUUCCAUCCUGGCAAAAGUAACACCCCUUCGCCAAGCAGCAACGUUCCUGAAGCCAUUACCUGACGAUCAAGUGCCCGAUAUCAUUUAUCGCCCGAUGGACCUUUCGACCAUCAAGAAAAACGUCGAAAAUGGAAUCAUCAGAACGAGUUCCGAGUUUCAACGUGAUGUCAUGCUGAUCCACGCAAACGCUAUGAUCCUGAACAGACCGGACCUCUGCUGUUCAAAAGCUGCCAAUUACCUGGUGACAGAAUGCAUUGCUCUGAUGGAGUCCAUGCCAGAAACCAGCAGAAAUCAUCGUGAAAAGGAACCGGAAGGGCGUGGCAGUAGCGCCAGUAAGCGCACUUCAAGGAAAGGUACGACCAGAAGCUCAUCUUCCGGUGCACGCAAUUAACUGCUCGCAUCCAAUCUUGCUUGAUGUUCGGUAAGUGAAUACCUAAUAAAAUGUGAGUAAUAAUCACA
Molecule: messenger RNA, 3090 nt
Organism: Aedes albopictus (Asian tiger mosquito)
Lineage: Eukaryota; Metazoa; Arthropoda; Insecta; Diptera; Culicidae
Gene: Brd8
Product: bromodomain-containing protein 8
Exons: 3
Coding region: 179-3022 (947 amino acids)
Cellular component (GO): NuA4 histone acetyltransferase complex
Molecular function (GO): protein binding
Source: RefSeq, a predicted model, not a curated record